AUGAGCAACCAAGACAAUACGGUAGUGGUCGGUCAUGAGCCUUCUUCAUCGUCAUCAUCAUUGGCUCAGCACGUUAUUGGAGAUCAUCAUCAUGAAGCAAGUAGCAGUAACCCUAUUCAUACUCCUCCUCCUCCAUCGGCCACUACAGUAAAUAUUCCAAUAAGCUCCCUUCGGAAACGAAAAAGUCAAACUUCUCAAUUCUCGCCGAGUUUCCUCAUUGAACACAAUGAUGAUGAGGGAAUGAAUUAUGAAGUUGCAGAGAGUGGAGCCGCCGACCAUCAUUCCACCGUCCUUGUUGAGCCUGCAACGAACCCGAUUGAUUCUCAUAAAAACGUUGGAAACCACUUGUUUGGAUUUAAACCUUGGAAAGGCAUGUUAGGAGAACGAAGAUUAGAAGAACGGAGUGAGCAGGUCAAACAAUUAUACAUGUGGAACUCGAAGAGUAAUUUACAUCAAGUUCAAAAGAGUCGUUUUUUAAGCGUCGGAAAUGUGUUGUACGGCUUGUUGAUUGGUUGGUGGAUGUUUUUAAUUUACAUGUUGGUUGGAGUGUUGAGUUGUGUGUUGAUUGUUACCAUACCGUAUGGAAAGAAGUGUUUCAGUUUUGCGUUUUAUUACUUGUAUCCGUUUGGAAAAUAUAUUGAGGUGAUGAAAAAUUAUAGAAAGAUUUAUCAUACGGAUCAUUCGUAUCCAAUUCCAGAGGAAGAGGGAGAACAACAAUCGAUGGUGCAGGUCUCUGUGGAUGUGGAAAAUUCAACAACAGACAUUACUAAUAAGGAUGCUAAUAAUUAUUAUUCAACGUUCGAACAAAAUGGACAAGAUGAGUCAAUUCAACAACAUUUACUGACGAGCCAGUCUCAACCAAGUACUACCACUGCUACGAACACUACCAAAUCAAGGAAAAAGAAGAGGGAUGUCACAUGCUUGGGAGUUUUGUCAUUUAGUAUUUGGAUUAUUUUCCUCGCUCCUAUUUUAACUGUUUUUCACGCCAUUUGCAUGGUAAUGACAUGGUUUUCUAUUGUUGGAAUUCCGUCAAGCAAAAUUCACAUGGAGGCUAUCAAAAUUCUAUUUAGAAACAUUUUAGUGUUAAAUGUCAAUGAUGAGUAUCCUCCUCAUGUGUCUUCAGAGAUUAUAUUGUGCACUUUCCAAGCAUCUAAUAUUUAUUACUACAAACAUAGCGUUUUUGGACUUAAUGUAAUAUUGUUUAACAUGCUGCCGUUCUCGGCAGUCUCAAUCAUUCUUGGAUUUGCUUUUGGUGAGGAAUUUGUGAAACACUACUCGUUGGUUAUUUUCCCAUUUUGUUUAAUUUCAACGGUUCCCUUGGCUUAUUUGAUUGGAAAAGCAGUGGCUGCAAUUUCGGCCCAAACAAACUUUUUGAUAGGAGCAGUGCUGAAUGCAUUUUGUGGAAGUAUUAUUGAAUUGAUUUUGUACAUUUUAGCACUUUGGAAGGAUAUGCACGAUGUGGUAGUGACAGCUGUCACAGGUGCUUUAUUAGCUGCAACGCUGUUGGUUCCCGGUCUGGCCAUGGUAAUUGGAGGUAUUAAAUUCAAACAACAGUUUUUUAACAGACAAGCAGCCAGCGUCUCCAGUGCUUUGCUUCUCAUCAGUGUCGUGGCAUCACUUCUCCCUUCAUUAUUCUACCAAAUGUUUAGUACUCACUAUGAGCUCAAAUGUGGAGCUUGUGUGAACGCUGCAGUGAAUCAAACUCAACUAUUGGCUACCUCCAAGCUUCCAAUAGUCACUAGUGUGAAUGGUACUCCAAUUUCGAAUGGCACUUAUGGACUCGUUUGUGAAGGUUGUAGCUACGUUGAAAAGGAUCCCAUGCAGGACGCUGUCUACACCGGUAGGGCCCUUCCUCUUGCAUAUGCCGUUGCGGGCAUUCUUCCUGUGGCCUAUCUCAUUGGAUUAAUAUUUUCACUCAAAACUCACAGAUUUUUGAUUGAAAGACCACCCGUCCCAGAGAACAAGGAAGAUCUUGUUCAUCAUGAAGAAGAAAAUGAAAUUGGUGCAGUAUGGCCUAUAUGGUUUUGUGUGGUGGUUCUUGUGGUGAGCACAAUCAUUUAUUCACUGGUUGCAGAGGUGAUGACCUCGAGUUUAGAACCUGCUUUUGAUUUUCUUCAUAUCAAUCCAAUGUUUGCAGGUCUUACGUUCUUGAGCAUUGUACCAAGUUGUGCUGAAUUUGUGAAUGCUAUUCAAUUUGCCUUACAAAACAACAUUUCUCUCGCUUUGGAAAUUGGUAACACUGCGUCGAUUCAAAUUGCUCUCAUUCAAAUGCCUGUACUUGUGGUAGUGAGUGCCAUUCUAUUUGGUAGCAAUGAGUCACGUGUGUUUAACUUGAUGUUUCCUCAGCUCAAUCUAGUUGCAAUUUUCUUUUCCAUUUUGGUUUUGAAUUAUGUUUGUUUGGACGGAAAGACUAAUUACUUUCAAGGAUCUGCAUUGGUUAUUGUUUACAUUUUGUUGGUUGUCACUUUUUUCUUUGCAUAUUUCUAA
Naegleria lovaniensis is the source of this 2487-nucleotide messenger RNA. RefSeq lists its product as uncharacterized. Gene Ontology annotation, cellular component: endomembrane system; membrane. The record is from RefSeq and is a predicted model, not a curated record. Gene Ontology annotation, biological process: intracellular calcium ion homeostasis; calcium ion transmembrane transport. Lineage: Eukaryota; Heterolobosea; Eutetramitea; Acrasida; Naegleriidae. The coding region runs from base 1 to 2487 and encodes 828 amino acids. The transcript is spliced from 4 exons. Gene Ontology annotation, molecular function: calcium:proton antiporter activity.